Wallemia mellicola CBS 633.66 is the source of this 701-nucleotide messenger RNA. RefSeq lists its product as hypothetical. NCBI's taxonomy places the organism in Eukaryota, Fungi, Basidiomycota, Wallemiomycetes, Wallemiales, Wallemiaceae. The record is from RefSeq and is a predicted model, not a curated record. Gene Ontology annotation, cellular component: ER to Golgi transport vesicle membrane; SNARE complex; endoplasmic reticulum membrane. The transcript is spliced from 4 exons. Gene Ontology annotation, molecular function: SNAP receptor activity; SNARE binding. The coding region runs from base 5 to 664 and encodes 219 amino acids. Gene Ontology annotation, biological process: vesicle fusion; endoplasmic reticulum to Golgi vesicle-mediated transport.
CAUUAUGAAUGCAGUGAGCUCACAAGCCACUAGGCAGAUAAACAAAUUAAAGGAAGAUCUGAGUAAACUAGACGAUGAGAACAGUAUAGUGUCAAAUGCUUUAACUGGUCAGAUAGCAGCUUCUUUAGCAGCCUUGAAUAGAACAAUAGACGAUUACGAACAACUUUCAAAAGGAGAAUUAAACAGCGCUAAGCAGGAGAAAGCAGAGGCCCGUUGCGCAGAUCUACGCAGACAAUCUAAAUCCCUUAGACAACACUUUGAAGUAUCUAAGAACAAGGCUAGUGAGAGAGCUACGACUACCCUUAGAUCUGAUCUUAUGGCUGGGCAAGACAUACGGACACGCAACCAGGAUCCACUAUUUCAGCCAAACAGAAGUCAAUGGGAUGACUUCAAUAUGAGAGAGAAUGAUUUCGUUAGGAAUGCGGAUUCACAACUCGACUCCUUCUUGGCUCAGGGUGCCCACAUACUGGAGAACUUACGCGAUCAACGCAGCUUUCUCAAAGGUACGAAAAGAAGGCUACUUGAUGCUGCAAAUGGUAUAGGAUUGGGUAGAACUGCUAUUAGUUUUAUUGAGAGGCGAUCGGCAAAAGAUAUUAUUAUUUUCUAUAUUGGAGCAGCUUGCACCCUCCUUAUAAUGUUUGCUAUUUGGUAUUACCUCGGCUAGAUGAUACGAUACCAACUUUAUGCUAAUCUUCUAUAAA